Messenger RNA from Thalassophryne amazonica, 4895 nucleotides. It is a transcript of the gene plekhh1, whose product is annotated as pleckstrin homology domain containing, family H (with MyTH4 domain) member 1. NCBI's taxonomy places the organism in Eukaryota, Metazoa, Chordata, Actinopteri, Batrachoidiformes, Batrachoididae. Gene Ontology annotation, cellular component: cytoskeleton. The record is from RefSeq and is a predicted model, not a curated record.
CUGUUGAAUGGAGCCGAGCCUGUGCGUGCGCCCCGCUGAACCGUGCGCUCCGGAGAAAGCGAAGGACAGGAGCGGAGAGGAACGGGACAGCGCACGAAGCAGUGAAAAGAAAUGAAUGAGAGGACAGAAAGUGGACGGAUCGGGAGACGUUAUGUUGUGAAGAAUUAACGGAGGAGUGAGGAGAAAGCGGAGACGCAACGAAGUCAGAAGGCGGAACAUUGAAUUGCCACCAUGGCUGAUGUGCUGGAAAGCGGCGGGGCAGGAGCUGUCGGAGCGGCCAGCGUGGAUUGGCAUAAACGCUGCAUCGCCUUGGAGAUGCAGCUGCUGAGGUUCCGUCUUCAAGCAGGGAAAAUCAGAGAGCUGCUGGCAGAGAAGAUGCAAGAGCUGGAGCAGAGGGUGACAGAAGCAGACCAACGGGCUGAAACUGCUGAGAAACAGAUCCAUAUUAUGGAAGAAAAGAUGAAAUCUGCAAACAUGCAAACCAGUGAGGCAGAGAGCUUGCUGUGCAGAAAGUAUCAGGACCUGAUGAAUCAAGUUCAAGAAAAAGACGUGCUGAUAAAAAGAUUAGAGAUGCAGCUGGAACGACAGAUCUUAGCCAGAGCCCAGGAGGCAAUCAUUGAGGAGAAGGCUGCCAAGAUUAAAGAGUGGGUUACGGUUAAACUCAGAGAGAUGGAGCAGGAAAACCAGCAGUUGAAAAUAGCCAACGUGAAGCAAACAGAACAAAUAAUGUUGCUCCAGGACAAGCUGCAAAUUCUCCUGGAGAAGCCUGCUCCAUCUGGAUCCCCUGCCACCUCCCCUGUCAUGGACACUCACCUGGUGCCCAACAGCCCCCUGUUUCCUCCCAGCUGCCCCAGCACACCGCCAACCCACGAGGACUGCUGGAGGCAGGCAGGCCCCCAUGUGGCUGUCGCUAAUGUCAAGACCUCACCAACAGAUGUGAAAAGAGCUCCUGAUAAAGGGAUUUUCCAUGGAGAUCAUAUAGCCCAUGAUGCUCUCUCUCAGGGUUGGAGCAGGGAGGGACACAGUAGCCCCGUGGCCAGCGCUCGUCCUGAGCUCUCAGUGGACCCUGUGGAAUCAGAAAGUAGGGCAAGAAGCUCUGACAGAGACAACUCGUCUGAUGAGCUCAGUAGUAAAUUCCGCUCCCAGUGCCUUCACUCUUCCUCAUCAUCCUCAUCAUCAUCAUCAGCUUACGAAAUGGCCCAUGGGCCGAACACUCCAGAGUCGCCGGUCAGAAUGCUUCCGCUUCUGCUGCGUUCUCCCUCCACCAACAACCCCUUCCUGAAUCCUCCUCAGCAUCUGGUUCAUCAAUUAGGUACAAGCAUGACUUUACCGAAGGUACGGACUCCGCUCACCCCCAGAGACAGCAUCCAGCUGGUUAAGAAACAUUACAGCCAGCCUCAGCCCAGUCUGGACAGACUUCACCACCUCAAUGUUAACAUCGAUAUCAUGACCUCGUCCUCCACCUCAUCUACCCUCAAGAGUACCGGCACGACCGCCUCGCCCUUUUCCCAGGUUGUGGAAGAAACGGACAUUGAUGAUGGGUUUCCAGACUGUAUGGACGGAGUGGCUGAAGGGGCAGGAUUAGAGGAGCCAUCGCGGGAUGAAGUCUCCUUUGUGGGUCUUGCAGAAGAACUGGAACGCUUGGAUCCAGAGAUGUUGAAACCACCAACUCCUCCUUUACAUCGCUUCCCUUCAUGGGAGAGUCGAAUCUACGCUGUGGCUAAGUCAGGAAUGAGAGUAUCGGAGGCCUGUCCAGGAGCCAAGAACCCCGGACAAGUGUCCAAUUUACCUCAGUACCCAGCAGCAGGUCCAUUCACACAGCUCAUCUAUAAGAAUAUAAAUAUACCUGUUUAUGCCACCCUGAAAGGGAAAGCUACUCAGAUCUGCAGUGUACCUCUGCAUGAUGACUCAGGGUCAGAAGAUGACAGCAGCUCUCUGGCCAGUUUGCGGACCUCCAUCCUCAGCCCAGACAGGAAGAGCAGCGUUCCUGGAAGCCCACGUGCUGUCAAAAGAGGCGUAUCAAUGUCAUCCAUGAGCUCAGAGAGUGACUAUGCCAUUCCUCCCGACGCCUACUCCCUCGACAGCGACUACUCUGAGCCGGAACAUAAAGUCCAGAGAACUUCUUCCUACUCCUGUGAGAGCAUCGGGCCAGUAAUCUGGAAAAAGUCCGGGUACCUCCUGAAGAUGGGCAGUCAGGUAAAAGCGUGGAAACGUCGCUGGUUCAUCCUCAGGAAUGGAGAGAUCCUCUACUAUAAAAUCUCCUGUGAUGAUGUCAUCAGGAAGCCUCAGGGUCAGAUUGACCUGAAUGCAUCCUGCAGUAUAGUACGUGGAGAAGGAGCACAGACAUUUCAAUUGAUUACAGAGAAAAAGACGUUCUAUCUGACUGCAGACUCUCCCAACAUUCUGGAGGAGUGGAUCAGGGUUCUGCAGAACAUACUCAAAGUCCAGGCCAGCAGUCCAGUUAAUGUGGAGACCGCUGCCAAGCCCACCGUGAGAGGCUGGAUGACCAAGGUCAAACCAUGGACAUCUAAACUGGUGUGGUGUUCUUUGGUUGGCAAGGUUUUCCACUACUAUCGUAACCAGGAAGAUAAGUUACCUCUGGGUCAGCUACAGAUGCGUGACGCUUCAGUACACGAGGUGGAUCGCUCCUGCGAUUCAGACGAGGACUAUGAGGCCGGCAGUCGAGGUUUCCUCUCCUCACACUGCACCAUAGUGGUCCAGCCCAGGGACCAGAGCCCCACAUACCUGCUCAUCGGUACCAAACAGGAGAAGGACACCUGGUUGUAUCACCUGACAGUUGCAGCUGGAAGCAGUGCGACCUUCAAGGUGGGCACAGAGUAUGAGCAGCUCAUUGGUAAACUCCUCGAUGCAGAUGGAGACCCAGACUGCCAUUUGUGGAAAAGUGACGCCCUGAGCUUCUGUAAGGAAGGUCUGCGCUCGCCUCUGACCACUCUGCCCUCUGGUCUGCAGACCGAAGCACUCAAGCUUUUUAAGUCCUGCCAGCUUUUCAUCAACGUACUGGUGGAGUCUCCAUCUGUUGAUUACCACACAUCAUUGGCCCAGAAUGCUUUACAAGUGUGCCUGACCCACCCAGAGCUGCAGAACGAGAUCUACUGUCAGCUUAUCAAACAGACGAACCGCCGGACGCCACACACCUACUCCCUGACACAGUGCUGGCAGCUGUUGUCUCUGUGUGUGGCUCUGUUCCUUCCUCAGCAACAUUUCCUCUGGUACCUGAAACAGUACCUGCAUCGCAACGCUGACCCAAGGAGUGAGGUGGGGAAGUACGCGGUGUACUGUCAGAGAUCUGUGGAGCGGACUCUGCAGAAUGGAGAACGACAAGCCAAACCUUCACGUAUGGAAAUAGUUUCCAUCCUGCUGAGGAAUCCUUACCAUCAUUCACUGCCAUUUAGCAUUCCAGUUCACUUCAUGAACAACACCUAUCAGGUAGUGGGAUUUGAUGGCUCCACCACAGUGGAAGAGUUUCUCAACACUCUGAACCAGAGAAUCGGUAUGAGAAAACCUCACAUGUCUGGAUUUGCCCUCUUUACUGAUGAUCCGUCAGGCAAAGACCUGGAGUACUGCCUGCAGCCGACUGCCAAGAUCUGUGAUGUUAUUUCCAAAUGGGAGCAAGCCCUGAAGGAGCUGCAUCCUGGGAAGAACGAGGGUACCCGGAUCGUCCGUCUAACAUACAAGACCCGGCUGUGCAUCAGAUCACAGGUAAAAGGAGAAACAGAGCGAGAGCGCCUCCUGUUGGCAUACCAGGUGAAUGAUGAGGUUCAGCAAGGCCACUUCCCUGUGAACAAGGAGUUGGCUCUUGAGGUGGCUGCCCUCAUGGCACAGGUCUGUCGAACAUGGGAUUUGGAGAGGCUUGGCGCAUCCUCCCCGACUGGGUCUGCUCAGCCCAAAUCUCAGCUGAUUCUCCUGCAAGCCUUAGAACGCUUCUACCCAAAACCCUACAAACAGGGCUGCAGCUCAGAGAAGCUCAGGGAUCUUACUGAGCAGCUGGCCACUAAGUGGUCGAAGCUACAUGGGUGCAGUGCAUCUGAGUGUGUGAGAAUUUACUUAACUGUAGCCCGUAAGUGGCCUCUGUUUGGAUCCAAGCUCUUUAGUGCCAAGCCGGUGCCCCUGUCUCCUGUUGAGCAGAACCAGGUGUGGCUGGCGGUCAGUGAGGACGGGCUGUGUCUACUAGACAACACAAUGCACACGCUGGUCACAUACUCCUACCAGUCUGUGAUUACCUUUGGAGGUUACUGUGACGAUUUCAUGGUGGUCGUGAGCCAGCAGAGGGAGCCGGGAGUUGGGAAGAAGAGUGUGGAGAAGCUGGUCUUUGCCAUGGCGAAACCAAAGAUACUGGAGCUGACUCUGCUCAUGGCCAGCUACAUUAACCACUGGAACCACAGCCUCUUGUCUGCCUCACACCAGUCCCACGGCCACUGGGACGUAGACAGCAGGCACUUCCCCUCUAUGAACUACACCACCAAAGGUCCAACACUACUGUGAACCAUGUAUGCAACAACAGCAAGGGCUGCAACCACAGGCACAUUUGAAAACAGGAUGCAUGCCCGGAUCAUUGCAGAAGACUUAACUGGGAGAUGAAAAUUUUCUUCUGCAUUACGAAAUCUUAGAUUUAGGAAUUUUUUCUUUAACAAAUAAGUGUUCCAACUGUGCUUUUAGGUGUAAAUCACUAUUUUUUUUAAUGAAGCUGAAAUUAAUUUGAAAUAUUUCAAAUGUUUGAGAUUUUUGUAAUUUCUACAGACAGCUCUUUUCUAUUUUCUGAACUUCAUGUUGCUUUUUUGUGUCACAAGACCUUACACUUGGAUGUACAAUGUUUCAUACCCAGUGGUGGGCACAGCUAAUUGCAAAGUUAGCUUCAGUAACCAAUAAACCGAUAA